AUGCGGCUCGCUAUUUUCAUAGUGACCGUACACUCGGUAUUGGCUGAGGACAAUUUUCCGAACUCGAUGGCUAUUGAAGUAUUGCCGACAGAAAAAACUCCGUUCGCUGCCAGUGAAGACAUUUUCACCACUGACGAUUUGGGAUCGUUUUCUCGAGCACCAGAAUCGGUAAAUGAAGCAGAAGCGCCGUUAGACUUGAAGCCUCCUACAACAGAGGUGAAACCUCCAUCGUUCGCUCCACAGCCACCAGGAGAACAGGAUAGCUUACAUCGCCUUCCACAGAAAUAUCUUGAUAGAAAAAAUUUCACAAACUCUGUAAUUGCAGCAGCGGAUUCUAUCGAAAAUCAACCAAAUCCAUCCACAUCAACCUAUGGGGAUCUUUUUGCCGAUAGCGCUGUGCAUUUGUCAAAAAGACAGCUUAACACGGACGAAAUGGAGUCAUCUGGAGAGCAGAAACUUGGCCUCAGUGCAGCGGGAAUUGACCCAGAUGACGACGACAUUACGGACAACUCGGAAGGUUCUGGACACCGUGAUAAACACAAAUCUAUAGAACGGGUUUCGGGUGAAGUCAAUGCAGGUCUAUUCUGUCGACAUUGCGAUGAAAGGAACUCAUCAGUGGUUAGAGUAUCAUUCAGUACCGAUAGUAACACUCCGGAGACCUUGAGCAAUCCUAAAGACUUGAAAUCUAACCCUGUUCACACGGAAUUGGAAGAGAAGUUGCUCAAUGGACAGCAGAGACAGCUCCGCCUUCCUCCACUCUCAUUGGACAACGGGAUCGAUCGAGGGAAAUCCGAGAAUACUUCCAUUGGAUCGUGGAAAAGAGAUCCGGAGGACCGUCUCGAAAAUCACCCUGAGAUUCAGAAGCAACUGCAAGAAUUUGCCUCAGAUGUUAAGCAACUACACACCAAUGAGGAUGCAUCGAUUCUCAGCAAAAUUCUGGAUGUGGAAAUGCUUUCAAGAAAUGGAACUCGCGAGAUUCCCUAG
Messenger RNA from Ostertagia ostertagi, 984 nucleotides. The record is from the annotation of a GenBank genome assembly. Lineage: Eukaryota; Metazoa; Nematoda; Chromadorea; Rhabditida; Trichostrongylidae.